AAAGUUCUUGGGUUUCGGUUAUGUAGUUGCCUGAGAUCGGAGAUUCGACGGCCAGAUAAGGUUCCAUUGAUCUACUUAUCUCCUCCUUCCUCUUUCCGCCGUGUACUCUUUCCUUUCCCCGCUUUACUUACUAGUCGUGUACAUCGUUGUGCAGGACAGUCUUCUUGUUUCAAACGUCAUCGCUGUAGUGUCUGCGCAACGGAGAACACGGCUAGCGUCGAAAUUGUUGCUCUUGGUUAACUCUUGAUUCUGACAUAAUGGCAUCGAGCGCAUCCUCGUCGACUUUACACCCUCCACGACUUGCUGCCAUGUUCGCCGGAUCUCCCAGCGCGCCAGGGACUCCUGUGCAUUCUAUUCAGACCAUGCGCAGGAAAGCUGCUGGUCACUCCGGACCAUUAACAAAGAUUUUGGUUGCUAAUCGGGGUGAAAUUGCCAUCCGUGUAUUCCGAACCGCCCAUGAAUUGGCUAUGCACACCGUCGCGAUCUUUUCGUAUGAAGAUCGGUUGUCUGCUCAUCGUCAAAAGUCCGAUGAAGCAUACCAGGUUGGAAAAGGUCUUACUCCUGUCGGUGCUUAUCUCGCCCAAGACGACAUCAUCAGGAUAGCUCUUGAGAGUGGCGUGGACAUGAUCCAUCCUGGCUAUGGUUUCCUUUCCGAAAAUGCAGACUUUGCCCGUAAAGUUGAGAUGGCAGGAUUAGCCUUCGUUGGUCCUUCCCCUGAGGUCAUUGACUCGCUCGGAGACAAGACCAAAGCGCGUGACAUAGCGAUCAAGAUCGGCGUACCAGUUGUUCCUGGCACUCCCGGAGCAGUAGCUUCUUACACAGAGGCUGAUGCGUUCAUCAAAGAAUACGGCUUCCCUGUCAUAAUUAAAGCCGCCAUGGGAGGAGGCGGUCGUGGUAUGCGAGUUGUUCGUGAGCAGUCUGAUUUCGAAUCCUCCUUCGAGCGUGCAGUCAGCGAGGCGAAAUCGGCCUUUGGAGACGGGACCGUUUUCAUUGAGCGUUUCCUCGAACGACCUCGUCAUAUUGAAGUCCAACUCCUCGCUGAUGCUCAGGGCAACACCAUUCACCUCUUCGAACGUGACUGUUCGGUGCAACGUCGUCACCAAAAAGUCGUUGAAGUCGCGCCUGCCACCCAUCUCCCCGAAGAAGUCCGCAAGGCUAUCCUUGCCGAUGCUAUCAAGUUGGCCAAGAGUGUUGGUUACAGGAAUGCGGGAACUGCAGAGUUCCUCGUUGACCAGAUGGGCAGGCAUUACUUCAUCGAGAUCAACCCUCGUAUUCAAGUCGAACAUACAAUCACUGAGGAGAUCACCGGCAUCGACAUCGUCGCUGCACAGAUCCAAAUUGCUGCUGGUGCUACUCUGCCUCAGCUCGGUCUGACUCAAGAGGCCAUCAGCAAACGAGGCUUUGCUAUUCAAUGUCGUGUUACGACCGAAGAUGCAGCACAAAACUUCCAACCCGACACCGGAAAGAUUGAGGUGUAUCGUAGUGCUGGUGGUAAUGGUGUUCGUCUUGAUGCCAGUUCCGGUUUUGCAGGUGCCCAAAUUACACCUCACUACGACAGUUUGCUAGUCAAGGUCACCGUUAGUGGAACCACCUACGAAGUUGCUCGGAGGAAGAUGCUCCGGGCGUUAGUCGAGUUCCGUAUUCGUGGUGUCAAGACGAACAUUCCGUUCCUCUUCCGCUUGCUGACCCAUGAUGUCUUCAUCGGUGGGAAGACUUGGACUACGUUCAUCGACGACACUCCCGAACUAUUCAAGUUGGUUCAGAGCCAAAACCGUGCUCAGAAGCUUCUUGCGUAUCUUGGUGAUCUUGCCGUCAAUGGCAGCUCAAUCAAGGGUCAACAAGGGGAACCCGGUCUCAAAGACGACGUUGUCAUCCCCACUUUCCAGAGUCGCGAAGAUCCCAAUGGACCUCCCCUCGAUUGCUCUCAUCCGUGCGAGUCCGGCUGGCGUAACAUCAUCGUCGAGCACGGUCCUGAGGCAUUCGCUAAGGCUGUCCGCGAGUACCCCGGUGUGCUCAUUAUGGACACGACCUGGCGUGAUGCUCACCAGUCAUUGCUGGCUACUCGUCUGAGGACUAUUGAAAUGGUCAACAUCGCGAAGGAGACUAGCCAUGCUCUUGCCGGUGCCUACAGUUUGGAGUGCUGGGGUGGAGCUACGUUUGACGUGGCGAUGCGAUUCUUGUAUGAAGAUCCCUGGGAACGCCUGCGUACAUUGCGUAAGCUGGUUCCCAACAUUCCUCUGCAAGCCCUUGUUCGUGGUGCCAACGGCGUUGGUUACACCAGUUACCCCGAUAACGCUAUCUAUGACUUCUCGAAGAAAGCCGUGGAGAAUGGCCUGGACAUCUUCCGAGUCUUUGACUCUUUGAACUACAUCGAGAACAUGAAACUUGGUAUCGAUGCGGCGAAGAAGGCUGGCGGUGUUUGUGAGGGCGUUGUCUGCUACUCCGGCGAUGUUGCCAGCCGCAAGGAAACGAAGUACACGUUGCAAUACUAUCUCGACUUCGUUGAUCAGCUGGUAACUGAGGGUGUCCACGUCCUUGGUAUCAAAGACAUGGCUGGCCUUUUGAAACCAGAAUCUGCUAAAUUGCUUGUUGGUGCUAUUCGCAAGAGAUAUCCUGAUCUUCCCAUUCAUAUCCACUCUCAUGAUACCGCUGGUAUUUCAACUGCCAGCAUGUUGGCGGCUGCGGCUGCCGGUGCAGAUGUAAUCGAUGUCGCUAUCGACAGCAUGUCGGGCCUGACCUCUCAGCCUCCAAUGGGUGCUGUUUGCACCGCCCUCGAACAGAGUGGUCUUGGUACCGGAAUCCGUUAUGCGGACAUUCAGGCAUUGAACCUAUACUGGAGCCAAGUACGCAUGCUGUACAGCUGUUUCGAGGCCAAUGUACGCGCGGCGGAUUCCAGCGUCUUCGAUCAUGAGAUGCCUGGCGGACAAUACACAAACCUUAUGUUCCAAGCAUCGCAGUUGGGCCUAGGUACCCAGUGGACAGAAAUCAAGAAGAAGUAUAUCGAAGCAAAUGAACUUUGUGGCAAUAUCAUCAAGGUCACGCCUUCCUCAAAGGUCGUAGGCGAUUUCGCACAGUGGAUGACACAGAACAAGCUCUCGAAGAAGGAUGUUCUCGAAAGGGCUGAUCAAUUGGAUUUCCCUUCCUCUGUUGUAGAGUUCUUCCAGGGUUACAUUGGGCAACCGGUUGGCGGCUUCCCUGAACCUCUUCGUAGCAGGAUUAUCAGGAACAAGCCCAGAAUUGACGGCAGGCCCGGUGCAGUUCUCGAACCCUUGAACUUCAGACAGAUCAAGGCAGAGUUGCGGCAGAAGUUCGGAAAACAUAUUACGGAUGCGGACGUUACUUCCUACGUUAUGUACCCGAAGGUCUUCGAAGAGUUCCAGGGCUUUGUCGAGAAGUACGGCGAUUUGAGCGUGAUUCCCACUCGUUACUUCCUUGGUCGACCGGAUAUUGGCGAGGAAAUGCAUAUCUCAAUCGAGAAGGGCAAGACCCUUAUCAUUCGCUUGAUGGCAGUUGGCCCUGUCGUCGAGGGCCGCGCUCAGCGUGACGUUUGGUUCGAAGUCAACGGAGAGGUUCGAGCUGUGUCUGUUGAGGACAAGAACUCCGCUGUUGAAACCGUGUCUCGAGAGAAGGCUACCGUAGACCCUGGGUCCGUAGGUGCUCCGAUGUCCGGUGUGGUCGUGGAGGUUCGCGUCAAGGAGGGAUCUGAGAUCAAGAAGGGUGACCCAAUAUGCGUAUUGAGUGCCAUGAAGAUGGAAUCCUCCGUCACUGCUCCAGUUUCUGGCCACAUCAAGCGUGUUGUUAUCCAAGAAGGCGAUUCCAUCAACCAGGGAGACUUAGUCGUAGAGAUUGUGCACUGACAAACUAUGUCACACUCAUUCUCGGACAACCUCAAACAUCAUACAAGCUGCUAGUGACCAUUGCACGGAUAAGUAUAGAAUCUCUCCUGACCACAAGUGUUGUACUGUACCAACGACUAUACGAAACAAAUCUUUGACGCACCU
Molecule: messenger RNA, 4001 nt
Organism: Somion occarium
Lineage: Eukaryota; Fungi; Basidiomycota; Agaricomycetes; Polyporales; Cerrenaceae
Source: the annotation of a GenBank genome assembly